AGCUCUCCCGAACACAAGAUGACUUUUCCUAUACUCUCACUAUCCUAGAAUUUCACGAUAGAAAGUACAGGGCGGCGAGUCGAUGACGUGUGAUCGUAUACCUUCUGCCUUAUGCCUACUGCCUGCAGGCUUCCAGAGUCCAGUGAGUUUCCAGUUUGCCACAGCUUGUCAAAGCCUGCUAGUCCACUGGCCUGCAAGUUGCCAGGGUUCAGAAUCGCCCAGAUACAAGGGUAUCAGCCACCCUUAAAAUUAUCCACGCUCGCGAAAGCGAUGCAAUUGCGCUUGAGCCCCGAAGAACAACAGGAAGAUUAUAAUCUCUCCGAAAUGCAAAUAUACACUGACUACCAGAAAAAGCAUCUAAUUUCAGGUCGGGAUCAGACUGAGAAUGGGGCCGAGCCGCUCCAGCGCCCCGGGCCAGCUAUAGACCAGCUAUAGACUGAGACACGGAGGGAAAUUGCGGUAGCUGUGGAAAGUGAGGAAUUGCGCCCGCCAGUGAGAGCUGGACUCUGGGGAAA
Molecule: messenger RNA, 515 nt
Organism: Tilletiaria anomala UBC 951
Lineage: Eukaryota; Fungi; Basidiomycota; Exobasidiomycetes; Georgefischeriales; Tilletiariaceae
Exons: 1
Coding region: 112-435 (107 amino acids)
Source: RefSeq, a predicted model, not a curated record